GGAUCAUGAACAUCAAAAAACACAAAAAAGAAAAGUGUACUACUUGUGGGAUUACCAUGUAGCUUUCUUUGUCUUUACAUUUUGUAUUCGUGUAUAAAGCUUAAGCUCCCCCUCUUCUUUUAAAGUAGUGCAUUAAAAAAAGACUUCCCCUGGCUGGCUGCAGGUAUAACCUAAGAUGAUGGCUUCAUCUCCUAUAUCUCAAGUCUCACUAUGCUGCUGCUAACUGCUAAGAACAGGUUUGGAGACCGCCACUAAUGCACAAUAACGUCUGUGGUGAAGUAGCCACAAGUGAAUUACUUAGAAGCAAGCAUUUGAUAUUUCAAAUUAAUUAGUAAGCCAGUGUUCAUAUCUACUACUCCGCUCCACUCGUACCACCCACAGUCUUUAUACAGCUGACAAGUAUGAACGAGAUUGGUUCUGAGAAAACAAAGCCAUGGAACAUAUAUACAAGUACAGACUCAAGCCCAGCUCAAGCUGCAGGAGUUGAUAGUGAAACUCCAUGGAAAAGCUUUGGGACAUCCAUGAAUGCCAUUUCUUUUGGUUUUGUUGCCACGGCCAUCUUGAUAUCUAUGUUUCUUAUAAUGGCCAUCUUUGAACAUAUAUUUAGGCCAACUCCAUCUUUUUCCUCAUCUGAAGAUAUUGCCAACCGUUCUCUAGAGUUGGGACAAUUUGAGAAACUUGGACAUUCACAAACAGUUUCAACAUCUUAUGCAUCUGAUUUUUCAGUGUUGAUGCCAGGACACCAGUAUCCAACAUACAUUGCACAACCUGCUCCUCUUCCCUGCACAAGGGAAGGGAUAUAUUGGCCUUCACAUGCUCAUCAACAACAACACACUUCUCUCCUUCCUUAGCAGCCAAAUCACUGAGGCUGAGACUGUUUGUAAAAUUACAAAAUCUAUCACCUUUUAUCACUUUCUAUACUAAAAUUAUCUAAAUUUAACA
Ziziphus jujuba (common jujube) is the source of this 942-nucleotide messenger RNA. RefSeq lists its product as uncharacterized. The record is from RefSeq and is a predicted model, not a curated record. Bases 402 to 851 code for a protein of 149 amino acids. The transcript is spliced from 3 exons. NCBI's taxonomy places the organism in Eukaryota, Viridiplantae, Streptophyta, Magnoliopsida, Rosales, Rhamnaceae.